Molecule: messenger RNA, 1698 nt
Organism: Triticum turgidum subsp. durum (durum wheat)
Lineage: Eukaryota; Viridiplantae; Streptophyta; Magnoliopsida; Poales; Poaceae
Source: the annotation of a GenBank genome assembly
AUGAAGAGCCUGCUGGGGGAGGAGCGCAGCUUCAUCAUCGAGAGCGACGACGACGACGGCGACGAGGAGGAUCCCGCCCACAGGGAGGACGACGCCGGCGACGGGUCGUCGUCGGACUCGUCGUCGUGCGGCACCCCGCGCGGCGGCGGCGGCGGCAGCCAGCCCAACUCGUACACCAACCAAUGGCCGCAGAGCUACAGGCAAUCGAUCGACAUUCUGAGCAACGUGCAGUCGCCGAGCCUGGGGUUCCUGGGGACCCCGACGCUGAGCAGGCUGUCCAACUCCUUCCUCAACAGCUCCUUCCUCAACACCUCCUUCCGGGGCAAAACCCCCGAGAUCGUCUCGAGUCUCGUCAAGCCGCUCAUACGCCCGACCACAAGCGACGAGCAACAGCAGCAUGAGGACAUCCGGAAGAAGAGCUCGCAGUACCUCCUGCCGUCGAGGAAGCCAUCGCUGCAGCAGAUCCCCGAGGACCGGAAGCCGGUGGUGGUCGGCCAUGAGGCUUCGCCGUAUCAGCAGUGCUCUUACACCCAGGGAGCUAUGAACGGGAUAAAUGUUCUGUGUGGCGUCGGAAUCCUGUCGACGCCUUACGCCAUCAAGCAAGGGGGCUGGCUCGGACUGGUGAUACUGGUUGUGUUUGCUCUGCUCGCAUGGUACACCGGUGUGCUGCUGCGCCGUUGCCUGGACAGCAAAGAGGGCCUCCAGACGUACCCGGAUAUCGGGCACGCCGCCUUUGGCACCACCGGCCGCAUAGCCAUCUCGAUAAUUCUGUAUGUGGAACUGUAUGCCUGCUGCAUCGAGUAUUUGAUACUGGAAAGCGACAAUUUAUCAAAGUUGUUCCCCAAUGUACACCUCAACAUUGGGGGCUUGACGAUAAACUCGCACGUGUUCUUCGCAAUCUUGACGACGCUUGUUGUCAUGCCGACCACUUGGCUCCGUGACCUUACAUGCCUGAGCUAUAUUUCAGCUGGUGGUGUGGUUGCAUCAAUCCUUGUGGUCAUGUGCCUAUGCUGGAUUGGGGUUGUCGAUCAUGUCGGCUUCGAGAACAAAGGGACCGCGUUAAACCUCCCGGGAAUUCCUAUCGCGAUUGGACUGUAUGGUUACUGCUACUCGGGCCACGGGGUGUUCCCAAACAUCUACUCUUCUCUGAAGAACCGCAACCAGUUUCCUUCCAUUCUUUUCACCUGCAUUGGGUUUUCUACCAUUUUGUUUACUGCCGCCGCUGUUAUGGGAUACAAAAUGUUCGGCGAAGCCACCGAGUCUCAGUUCACCCUCAACUUACCGGAGAAUCUGGUGGUUUCCAAGAUUGCCGUCUGGGCUACGGUGGCAAAUCCGAUAACCAAAAUCACAUAUGCAUUGACCAUAACCCCACUGGCCAUGAGUCUGGAAGAGUUGCUGCCGCGGAGCCAGCAGAAGUACUCCAACAUAAUCAUUCUUAGAUCAGCCCUGGUGGUGUCAACCCUCAUCAUUGCCCUGUCAGUUCCCUUCUUUGCACUUGUGAUGGCUCUGAUUGGCUCUUUAUUCGCGAUGCUUGUGACCUACAUUCUGCCUUGUGCCUGCUUUCUGGCCAUCCUCAAGGCAAAAGCGACUUGGUAUCAGACUGCGACAUGCUCAUUCAUCAUCGCCGUAGGGGUUACCUGCGCCUGCGUGGGGACAUACUCAUCCCUCUCCGGGAUUGUCCAGAACUACGCCACCUGA